GCAAUGGCAACAUUCCCACCCAUACACACCCAUGGCACCCGAAAUGCGCCGGUGGAAGUGCUUCGUGAGGGGUUUUUUAGUGCCUCGCCAGUAUCACUCUAAUCAGUCUUGAGAUAUCCUGCAAAAAGAACAGUUGAAUAUUGUGCGGAGGAACGUCACAAAAAAUAAAGUCAAACGAAAAUGUUUAAGCAACACUUGGAGAUGAUCGGCAGCUACGAGCCAAUCAGCAAGAAGGCUCGCUUCUUCAACACAUACCUGAAGUCCUUGAAGGGAUCCCAGGAUAUUGUUGCUAAGGAGAAGCAGCGCCUGUACAGCUCUUCCUUCGAGGGUUCCAGCAUCUUCAACGAGUCGAAGCACGCCGUCGAGCGCAUUAACUCUCCCGGAUAUCACUACAACCCGGUCAGCAAGGACACCUAUGGCGUCACCCCGAGGAAGACCGAGAGACGCCCAUUUGUGCCAACCCGUUAAGGUGUGUGCAUGCGUUGGGCACCUACAGUGGGUUCCCUCCAACCGGGGACCACGGUUAGACGUAAGCGAAUCAUCCAAAUUGUGACACACGCACUCAAAAUCUGAACCCGAAACAACACCUACUCUUGGACAGAUUUCGAGAUUCGACGAAAAAAACGACUUUAUUUGGCGACCUCCCCCUGUGAACAACAACAACAACAACAACAUUGACAACAACGCAAAUACCACUGGGUGGAUCGCUGGAGCAAUCCAGGGCAUUCAUCCGGCGGUGUUUAAGUCUCUCUUUUGGCAUUAAGAAAUCGAUAAUUUAAAGAAAAAUGAAAACAUAUUCGACCAACUGUUCGGAACAACAACACACAUACAUGACAAGGCUCCAUCCUAUCGACUUGAGAAGUUUCGACUAGCUGAACAACAAAAGCACACACAAACAAACAAAAAAAGUGGUAGCUCCUCUCCAAGAAAAAAAAAAAUAAAGGAAAAGAACAUCUCUUUUAAGGCGACAGCAACUGAUGCUGAGAACAUCUGAUGAACUCAUGGUAUAGAAAUAGAUGAAAAAGCUGUAGAAUAACGAGAAAUAAUCAAGCGGAAGAUGCGCAGGAUAAAAAAACAAGCAUAAACAUAUACUAACAAUAGUUUAAGGUAGCUCAGAGAAACAGAAUUUAAUCUGAAACGAGAAACAAGAGAAACAAAAAAAAAAAGAAUCGAAGUGGAAGAUAUAUAAGAACCUCUAUUUUUCUUUUCGUUUAUUUUAUGUGUACUAUAAAUGUUUUACCGUUAAUUAAGGCUGUAACUAUGACAAUAAAACGAGUUGAAUAAAAAGACCUAAAAAGCGCAAA
Molecule: messenger RNA, 1304 nt
Organism: Toxorhynchites rutilus septentrionalis
Lineage: Eukaryota; Metazoa; Arthropoda; Insecta; Diptera; Culicidae
Exons: 4
Coding region: 181-468 (95 amino acids)
Source: RefSeq, a predicted model, not a curated record